AUGGUGUCGCUCUGGCUGCCGCUCAGCGCGCUGCUCGCUGCCACCGCCCUCGCCGCGACGUACCCGUCGUACACGAUCCCGGCCUUUGACUUGGCGGCGCCCGACGGCCUCCUCCGGGCCCUCGCAGCCCAUGGCAUUGCCAACAUUAAGAACAUCCCUCGCUUUGCCGAGACGCGCGCCGCCUACAUGAAGGCGGCUGCGGUCUGCGUCGCGACCCACGACGCCUUUCCCGGCCUCCAGCAGCGCACGUUUGCUGACGCCACGCGCCGCUUGACGCUGAGCAGCCGGUCGUCGCACGGCUUGAGCGACGCGAUUGCGACGCAGUGCCCGGACCUCGAUCUGGCCCACGACGCGUACACGUCACUGCUUGACACCGUCACGACGUCUCUUGCAACCUUGCUACACGUGCCAAACGCGACGAGCCUCGCGGACGUUGUCGCCAACGGCGCGCACCUCGACCACUUCCACGGCUACACUCGACUCGAAGCGACCGACACAUCGCGCGACGACCUGACGCUGCAGAUGCACACGGACAAUGGUCUCUUCCUCCUCACGUCAGCGCCGCUCUUCUUCAACGACCACGGUGACGCUGUGGCGCCGCCAGUCCCGGCCGCGGGAUUGAUCAUCGAGGUGAACGCGACGCGCGUGCACCCGACGCUCAAGGAAGACGAGCUCACGAUCAUGGUCGGCGACGGCGUGACGCAGUGGGGCGGGUUUGGCCACACCUUCCCGAGCGUGCUUCACGGGAUGGUCAUGCCGACGGCGCCUGGUGUCCUUCGCGCCUUCUCGGGUCGCAUGCUGCUCCUGCCGGCGUCGCAUGUCAUGACCAACACGGGCCUUUCGUUCGAACAGUACAACGAUCGCGUUGCGCGCCACUUGGUCGACCACGAUGCGAUGCCUAUCGGGUGCCCCGUCGGCCGCAAACUUGUCGCGAUGGACGCUGCGUGCACGUACGGCGUGUGGAAGGCGACGCCGGGCAGCCCGUCGCGCGUGACCGACGCCAACUGCACGCAGUGGUGCAACAACGACCACUACGCGAGCGACUGCGCCAAGAACAAGUGCAUGCGCAGCGCUACGACGCAAGGUGUCAACUGCUGGAUGGUGUGCUCCAAGGUGCUCUCGACCUGCGCCACAUCGUCCCAGAUCUGCGCCGGCCAAACCCUCCGUUGCAAGUAA
Messenger RNA from Saprolegnia parasitica CBS 223.65, 1176 nucleotides. RefSeq lists its product as hypothetical. The transcript has a single exon. The record is from RefSeq and is a predicted model, not a curated record. Bases 1 to 1176 code for a protein of 391 amino acids. NCBI's taxonomy places the organism in Eukaryota, Oomycota, Saprolegniomycetes, Saprolegniales, Saprolegniaceae.